GUUAUUUUUUGUGUAACAUGUUUGGAUCAAUAAAAUUUCUAACAUACACACCCUACAAAUUGAGGGCAUCAAUUAGUGUGAUGCCAAUGUUGGCAAAUUAAUGUUUUGGUAUGUAUUAGUGUACCGUGGUGGUGUCCUCUUGGCCGACCCGAGGCACAUCAGCAAAAUGACGAGCCCAUAAUAGGGACCCAAAUAUGGGAAGAUUCACUUGCUCACUCAGACAAUCAAUAAGAUCCCACAAUCCGUGGGAACGGUAAUAAAUACCGGGAGUUACGAGUCCAUAAUGAGACGUGAUUUAUGGGAUCAUAAAGAGGAGUGUGCGAUUCAUGUCUGUAACGCUACACCAUUAUAUAUAGCAAUGAUUAGGUCUAAGAAGGCAGUUUUACUCUCAUUGAAUGUUCUAGGUCAAGACUGCUGUCAAGUUCUUUUAGCUCGGUAUCGCUAAGGGUUCUUCGGCGGCGGUCUCCAAUACCGGAACAUUUUGGCGCCCACCGUGGGGCAGGUAAAACUGCAUCCCACACCUUUGUUGUUUGACGUGAGCAGAAGGUCGCAAUGACGAGGAUUCUGAGAAGCAAUGCGACAAGAGCUAGUAACGACGACGUCAAUGGUGCCAUAACUGGGAGCGCCAGCGGAAUUGAAAAUCCCAUUCCCGCCGUCGGCGGCCACACUCUAGAAGAAAUCUUGGCCGCAAUAGAAACCUUGCAACGAGAGAACGAAGAAGAGCGAAGCAGAGAAGGAAGUGUCGUCGCCGGCGACGGAACAGAUUUCCCGAAUGUCUGAUGGCGCCAUUACCGGCCGAGCAAACCGGUGAAUUAGCGCCCUCCGAGUCCCAGAGAUCCAUUCCCACGCCGUUUCUCACAAAGACGUACCAGCUCGUCGACGAUCCCGCCGCGGAUGACCUAAUUUCCUGGAACGAAGAUGGCACCAGCUUCAUCGUUCGGCGACCCGCCGAAUUCACACGGGAUUUGCUUCCCAAGUACUUCAAACACAACAACUUUUCUAGUUUCGUCCGUCAGCUUAACACCUAUGGAUUUCGGAAGGUUGUCCCUGACCGUUGGGAAUUCGCUAACGACUACUUCCGGCGAGGCAAGAGAGGUCUUCUCCGCGACAUACAGCGCCAGAAAAUAUUGCCGGUACCAGCGGCGGCAACAGUAACCACAGCGAACGCGGUAACGGUGGCGGUGGCGGCACCGGCGGUGAGAACGGUGUCCCCGACGACUUCCAGCGACGAACAGGUACUAUCGUCGAACUCAUCUCCGAUUGAUGGGAGUGGGAAUAAUAAUAAUACAGUGCACCGCACCACGAGUUGCACCACUGCGGCCGAGCUGUUAGAAGAGAAUGAAAGGCUUAGGAAGAAGCGCGGCAGCGAGAAGGUGAAGCCGAACAACUGUAUCGACAGAAUCACGCGGAUAUGUAUGAUCGAGGUCAACCAAAAGGCGUCAAGGAGAUGCCAUGAGGAUAGCAUGAGUAAAAAGAAAACAUUGAAGGUCACCAAACCUCCAUACCAGGUAUAAUUUCUAAACCUUGAUCUGAUAGAGGAUACCCACAACAAAAUUCUUAAAUUAUCCACACUGAAUAUCACAGAGUGGUUCAGAAAUAUACCAGCAGCAGCUAAGUGCUUUCACAGGGGCAGGGAAAU
Messenger RNA from Cajanus cajan (pigeon pea), 1639 nucleotides. RefSeq lists its product as uncharacterized. NCBI's taxonomy places the organism in Eukaryota, Viridiplantae, Streptophyta, Magnoliopsida, Fabales, Fabaceae. Gene Ontology annotation, molecular function: RNA polymerase II cis-regulatory region sequence-specific DNA binding; DNA-binding transcription factor activity. Gene Ontology annotation, cellular component: nucleus. The record is from RefSeq and is a predicted model, not a curated record. Gene Ontology annotation, biological process: regulation of transcription by RNA polymerase II.